Molecule: messenger RNA, 816 nt
Organism: Mangifera indica (mango)
Lineage: Eukaryota; Viridiplantae; Streptophyta; Magnoliopsida; Sapindales; Anacardiaceae
Product: expansin-A4-like
Exons: 3
Coding region: 1-816 (271 amino acids)
Biological process (GO): plant-type cell wall organization
Cellular component (GO): extracellular region
Source: RefSeq, a predicted model, not a curated record
AUGGCAAUGCCUUGUAAAGCCUCUUCAAUUACAUCAUUAUUUCUAGCUUUUCUUUUAUUUGAUUGCCAUGUUAAUGCCCGCCAUGUCCAGCGACAUUCAGUAGGUCCUAUUAAGCAGCAUCGGCCAAAGUUUAGCCCUGGUCCAUGGUGCAAGGGCCACGCAACCUUCUAUGAUGGAGACUCAACAUCAUUUGGUGGAGCUUGUGGUUAUGAAGAUGUAGUUAAACAAGGUUAUGGUCUAAAUACAGCAGCAGUCAGCCCAGCUUUGUUUCAAAAAUGUCGAGGUUGUGGUGCUUGUUAUGAGAUGAGGUGUACAAAUAACCCUCAAUGGUGCAAAAAUGGGCAAUCUCUUAUUGUCACAGCAACCAACGAAGGCCCCCCAAGUUGGCCUAUAGCAUUGGACAACGGAUGGUCUAAUGGACAACUUGAACAUUUCGACAUAGCUCGUCCCGUUUUCUCUCAAAUCGCAGAGUACCAAGCUGGCAUUGUUCCAAUCGAAUACCGCAGAGUUCCGUGCCAAAAACAAGGAGGAAUCAGAUUUACAAUAACUGGGAACCCUAAUUUCAAUUUAGUGUCAGUAUGGAAUGUAGGAGGAGCCGGGGAUGUUAUAAGUGUGCAAGUGAAGGGAGAUAAAAACUUGAAAUGGACGGAGUUGACGAGAAAUUGGGGUCAGAAAUGGCAGACAAAUGCAAUGUUAGUUGGAGAGUCAUUGACGUUUAGAGUUCGAGCAAGUGACCACAGAAGCUCAACCUCAUGGCAUGUUGCCCCAAAGAAUUGGCAAUUUGGUCAAACUUUUGAGGGGAAAAACUUUAAGUAG